This is a messenger RNA of Tripterygium wilfordii, 2185 nucleotides long. Its product is annotated as TBCC domain-containing protein 1-like. The transcript is spliced from 9 exons. The coding region runs from base 196 to 1905 and encodes 569 amino acids. The record is from RefSeq and is a predicted model, not a curated record. Lineage: Eukaryota; Viridiplantae; Streptophyta; Magnoliopsida; Celastrales; Celastraceae.
CGCAAAUCUACUUUCAUCGAACCGAUCUGAUUGGUUCUACUCCAUGGUAACAUCCAAUUCACAUGGCCGAAUCUGUGUACCCGACCUCAUCUGAUCACUACAUGUCUUUCUCGUCUCCUUAACGUAUUUCUCCAUAUUUCUCAAAGAUCUGCAACUCCCAUUCUCUUCCCUCUCUAAUCCCGAAGAAAUAAAGAAAUGAGCGACCUCGCCGAGCCACUAACGUCGACGAGCGAGUCAGGCUUGAAUCCCGCUCCGAAUCCGAGUACUCUAAUCCACCCGCGGCGAGAGCCUUUCGAACACGGGCUUCUCCCAAUCUCGAAGCUCAUCUUCACCGACCCAGCCCAGGCCCUAGCCCCGCUCAAGCAGAAAUUCUCAUCCGCUGGUCUCCGGGUCGACUCGUCUGCACUAGCCGACGCGCUACAGAUCUCUGUAGAACAUGCCCGCCUUGUCCUCGAUACCCUUGCUUCAGUUCUCCACUCCGACUUUGACCCGCUCACCAAGGCGCGCCCCGACGAGAUUGACUCUGUCGGUGCCGAUUGGCGCGAUAUUAUUCUGUUCCUUUAUAUACAAUCAUACAAGAAGCUAUUGCCAAAAACGCAUAAGGACUCCGCCGCUGUUGCCGAUGUUUGGCCAUCCACCUCAGCAUUCGAUGGAUACCUAUCAGCGUUGUCACUGCCACAGCUUGCGCGUAGCAAUAGUCGUCGUUUUAUGCCUUCACAGGCUGAUGAAGAGGCUCAUCAGUUAUCCUAUCUGCAAAAGCACAUGGCUAACAUCCUCUCUCUUUUAGCAGAUCAUGUGGAGGGAGAAAGCGAAGAAUCCAUGGUUUUAACCGUGGAAGGAUUUGAGCACCUGGGAUUUCUGAUGCACUUUGGUGACAAGGGAUCCGAAAGAGUUCCCUUGAGCCAAGCUACUUCUUUCUUUGCUGAUUCAGAUCGUGAUAUGCCUGCUGUACCUGUUCCUGCUGCGCAAGUCCAUGAUUGGAUCUCACAGAAUAUAGCUGCUGCAUUGGAACAUUUAACUGAAAAAGCUUCUGCAAAAGAUAACGGGUCAGCUAGUGCUUCUGAUCAUGAUAUUCCCAUGGCUGAUGUCUGCACAAGUUCCAUCAAAGCCUCAACAAGUGCUAGAGGUCCAUGCUUUAUUGAAGGGAUCUCUAAAUCCUCAUAUGUCAAGCAAGCAUCUGAUAUAAAAGGUUCUUCUUUAAAGGUUCUUAAUUGCCACGAGUCUGUAAUUUAUAUUUUAGCCCCUCUCAGAUAUGCCACUAUCUAUGGAUGCUCGGAUGCCACUAUAGUUCUUGGAGCCGUUGGUAAGGCUGUAAAAGUUGAACAUUGUGAACGAGUUCAUGUGAUUACUGCAGCUAAACGUGUCUGCAUUGCCAAUUGCCGUGAGUGCAUGUUCUUUCUAGGGGUUAACCAGCGACCACUUAUUCUUGGUGAUAACCAUAAGCUGCAGGUAGCACCAUUCAAUACAUUUUACUCAGAGUUGGAGGAGCACAUGGCGGAGGUAGGCAUUGAGGCAACAACCAUUAACAGAUGGGAUGAACCCUUGGCAUUGGGAGUGGUUGAUCCACAUGAUUCAUUAUCUCAUCCGGCAGGUGUCUCUGAUGUUCAAGCUGAGUCCGCCACUCGCCUAGACCCGGACCAGUUCACUAACUUUUUGAUUCCAAAUUGGUUUGGUGGGGAAUCUCAUGGGUCAACAAGAGAAAAUCCAUUUCAAUUACCAGAUGCUUAUAUGGCAUCUCAGCAGAAAAAUUUCAAGAAUUUAGGGGAGAUAAAACAGUCACUGAGGGAAGCUCCUCUUGAAGAAAAUCAGAAGCGGGAAUUGUCGGCUGCACUCCACGUAUUAUUCAAAGAUUGGUUAUAUGCUUCAGGAAAUAUCCGUCAGCUUUACUGCCUACAAGGUGACUGAUGUCGUAUGUAGGGGCAUGUGUUCACAAUAGUCAGGUGUUCUUUUCUUUUCCAACUUUGUCAAGUUCCUGCCAUUUCUUUUGUUACUACAGGCAGCUGAGAAUCAACACUUUGUACUUACAAAUCGUCCACAUUUAUGCAUCGACUCUGGUGCACAGAACAUACCAUCGCUAGUCCUCUACUCCCCUGUAAUAUUUCCUUUAUUCUCUUGAACUAGAGAAUAUUUACUGCUGUAAUAUCUAUUAAUAUAGGUUAGCAAUUUUUUGUGGUGGUUUUUGUUC